AUGUUCGGAGCUUCGACCACCUUCCGUAUUGCUGCACGUGUCUUUCUCUACAGCCUGGUUCCUGGGUUCAACCCCAGACAGCCAUGCCACAUGGACUUGGCCGAGAAGCUGACUACGGUGCUUCAGCAUAUUCCCUCGGGCCCUCAUGGAUUUGACCGCAACCUUACUUGGGUCUAUCUCAUUGGCGGCUCCAUCAGCGUUCCUGGUAGCUCAUUCCGAUCCCUCUUUGAGGAUCGCUUGGCUCAACUGGGCGACUCGGCUAAGGUUGGCAACAUAGGACGUGUAGCUACCCUCAUAGUCGAGGUGUGGUCUCAGAAUGACAGACUCUCGGUCCAGAGCACGCCGUACAUCCACUGGCGAGAUGUCAUGGAAUCGAAAGGGUGGGACUUUUUGUUUGUCUGA
Messenger RNA from Fusarium odoratissimum NRRL 54006, 402 nucleotides. RefSeq lists its product as uncharacterized. The record is from RefSeq and is a predicted model, not a curated record. NCBI's taxonomy places the organism in Eukaryota, Fungi, Ascomycota, Sordariomycetes, Hypocreales, Nectriaceae. The coding region runs from base 1 to 402 and encodes 133 amino acids. The transcript has 2 exons.